GGACCGGCUAGAGAAGGUCCGUAGGCGGAACACGUGGCGGUGCAGCCAUAGUGGGUAUCUUCCUUCCCAAUAGUGACGAGCAGGGUCUUAGCCCAGGAAAGAAAACGCAAGAGUAUGCAACACACCUACUGUAAUUUUAUCUUCUUCGAACUUUUACGACAAAUUAACAGUCAUAUUGCAGACCAACCGACAAGCUUAUGCAACAUGGCCUCCCAGAGCUAUGAAUUCCACACGGACCGUAACAAUGGAUUCGACAACGAUUACAGCAAUAGCGACGAAUUUGAUCACCGAUCAAGCGGAAUUGCUGCUUCAGCGAACAUCUACUCAGAGCCGCACGUCUUUCUUGACCUUCGGCAUUACUACUCAUCCUCUAGACAGGACAAGGUAGCGCAAACCGCUUGCAUUCGGUUCGGCCAUGAGGAAAAAUCCUAUUCCCGAAGCUCAGAUUACAUCUCUCGCCCUGCAGCAUCAUCUUCCAGUCGGACUCGGUCGGACUGUAUUUUUCGCGUUCCAAGUGGCGACCGUUACGACAGUUCCUACUUACGCAAUAGUCACAACAACCGUAGUACGUCAAGAUCCCAUGAGGUGAGUUCGUAUCCGCCAGGCCACGAUUGCAUCUAUCCUCCGUCCGCGUCCCCAUCCAGCCGAUCCCGCUCAGACUAUAUAUCCCCUCCUGCCAAGGGAGAGCGACAUCAGACCUCGUACUCGACGCAGACUUACAACACGUACGGUGCCACAGGAUCUCACGAGGCCGAGCGUGCCUCCUUUCGGGAUAAGUCAGACUAUCAAAUGAUCAAGGAAGGCGGUCGGGACAACAAGGAGCGCUUCUUGGGAUGUCACGGUAUCGGUUUCGACGAACUAGAUGCUUUUGAUGAAUCGAGAGACAUUCUCGAUGGAUAUCGAAGACUUGACGCGCAGGCGGCAGUUCAAUAUGCGUCUGAUCAGGAGCACGGUUCUGACUGCACGCAUGAUUACGGCAGGCACCGAGAGACCGAUGCGGUAAUCAGCGACGAAGACCGUAAUACUUUCAUCAGACAUUCUGGCAACCACAAGUACGUGAUCAAUGAACAAGAUGGUAGCCCGGGGUACCGAGGGCACAGGCGGGCUCAACGGCGUUGUCACAAUAGCCCUGGCAACACAUAUGACGAUGAUCAAGAUUACUCUGGGGGAUCGGAUGACCAUAAGAAUGCUUGCUACUAUGAGGGUUCCAUCAACGCAUACUGCGAUGACCAACGAUAUCCUCGGAAAUCGGCAGACGAGAAUGGGUCUUCCUAUUGCGAGAGGUCGAAUACCGGAUCCAACGUUGAGAGAGACGCGUUCCAAGGGCCGUAUGAAAAGACCGACUCUUCAGACUGUGACAGCACAGAUGCUAUCGACUACUACAGUGAAUCCGGUGUGGAGGACGGCGAAAUGGGUGGCGACGAUUUCAUAGACGAUCAAAGCUCGGAUGAAUACGACGAUGACGAGUAGAGCUGAGUAGAGCUGAGGAGACGAGGGAACAUCAACUGUCGGGACUCAUACCUAGAAUCCCUUACAUAAAGUGGUUACUAGAAAAGCAAUCGCUCAGAAAUGGCCUUCAAUGCCGCGAUAUCCGAUUAUAUCUUCGAACGAACACCAGCCACUGUUUCUAUGACAACGCUCUGCAGAAAACACUCAG
Molecule: messenger RNA, 1657 nt
Organism: Paraphaeosphaeria sporulosa
Lineage: Eukaryota; Fungi; Ascomycota; Dothideomycetes; Pleosporales; Didymosphaeriaceae
Exons: 1
Coding region: 115-1470 (451 amino acids)
Source: RefSeq, a predicted model, not a curated record